Heteronotia binoei (common prickly gecko) is the source of this 2430-nucleotide messenger RNA. RefSeq names its product zinc finger protein 345-like. Gene Ontology annotation, molecular function: RNA polymerase II cis-regulatory region sequence-specific DNA binding; DNA-binding transcription factor activity. The record is from RefSeq and is a predicted model, not a curated record. Gene Ontology annotation, biological process: regulation of transcription by RNA polymerase II. The annotation marks the transcript as partial. The transcript is spliced from 3 exons. NCBI's taxonomy places the organism in Eukaryota, Metazoa, Chordata, Lepidosauria, Squamata, Gekkonidae.
AUGUCAUUGCGUGGCUUCGUCCUGUAUUCACUCCCUCUGGACGACUCCAGGAGUGGAGAAAGCACGAAUGUACCAGAGACUGCAGUGGAGACAGAGGAAGGGCUGGAGAACUUCUCAGGCGGGUCUCCACAGAAUAUUUCCUUCCUGAGUGAACUGGCUGCAACAGGAGAUGUUGAGGAGUCAGUUGGAGAAUUUCAGGGGUUCUCACGGGAAAAAGCCCAGAAUAAACAGGCCAAAGGAAACUACUGGAAUAGAAGUGGACCACAGAGUCAAGAAGGAAGCCGUACAUUGAAGACACGGGUUAACUCUAUUCCUCACCAAGGAGGGGGCUUCCAUGAAAUUCUAGUCCGCAACCAUCUCCAAUGGACUCAUUCGGAAGUGAAGCUACUUAUCCGCUUCAAGAGUGGAAUGACAUUCUCCAAUGGAAGAAAGGGGGAUGUAUGUUUUCAGAACCGCAUUAUAAUGAAGGCAUGUAAAUGUUGUUACUGUAAAAAGUCCUUCAGAUACAGAUCUCAGCUCCUUGUACAUCAAAGAAUACAUAUGCCACAGAAGCUUUUUGAAUGUUUGGAGUGUGGAAAGAGAUUCAGUAAGAGUUGCCAUCUUCAACAACAUCAAAGAAUCCACACAGGGGAGAAACGUUUUGAAUGCUCAGAGUGUGGAAAGAGAUUCAAUCAGAGUGGCCAUCUUCAACAGCAUCAAAGAACUCACACAGGGGAGAAACCUUUUGAAUGCUCAGAGUGUGGAAAGAAAUUCAGUCAGAGUGGCACUCUUCAACAGCAUCAAAGAACCCACACAGGGGAGAAACGUUUUGAAUGCUCAGACUGUGGAAAAAGAUUCAGUCAAUAUGGUACUCUUCAACAGCAUCAAAGAACCCACACAGGGGAGAAACCUUUUGAAUGCUCAGAGUGUGGAAAGAGAUUCAGUCAGAGUGGCCAUCUUCAACAACAUCAAAGAAUCCACACAGGGGAGAAACCUUUCGAAUGCUCAGAGUGUGGAAAGAGAUUUUGUCGGAGUGACAGUCUUCAAGAGCAUCAAAGAAUGCACUCAGGAGAGAAACCUUUUGAAUGCUCGGAGUGUGGAAAGAGAUUCAGUAGGAAUAACCGUCUUCAAGAGCAUCAAAGAACCCACAAAGGAAAAAAACCUUUUGAAUGCUCGGCAUGUAGAAAGAGAUUCAGUACCAGUAGCCAUCUUCAAAAGCAUCGAAGUAUUCACACAGGGGAGAAACCUUUUGAAUGCUCAGAGUGUGGAAAGACAUUCAGAAGGAAUAACAGUCUUCAGAAACAUCAAAGAACCCACAGAAGGGAGAAACCUUUUGAAUGCUCAGAGUGUAGAAAGAGAUUCAGUACAAAUGGCCAUCUUCAACAGCAUCAAAGAAUCCACACAGAGGAGAAACCUUUUGAAUGCUCAAAGUGUGGGAAAAGAUUUAGUCAGAGUGACGGUCUUCAAGAGCAUCAAAGAACCCACUCAGAGCAGAAACCUUUUGAAUGCUCAGAGUGUGGAAAGAGAUUCAGUAAGAGUGGCAAUCUUCAACAGCAUCAAAGAACCCACACAGGGGAGAAACCUUUUGAAUGCUCAGAGUGUGGAAAGAGAUUCAGUCAAUAUAGCACUCUUCAACAGCAUCAAAGAAUCCACAAAGGGGAGAAACCUUUUGAGUGCUCAGAGUGUGGAAAGAGAUUCAGUCAGAGUGGCAAUCUUCAACAGCAUCAAAGAACCCACAUAGGGGAGAAACCUUUUGAAUGCUCAGAGUGUGGAAAGAGGUUCAGUACGAGUGGCUAUCUUCAAAAGCAUCAAAGAAUCCACACAGGAGAGAAACCUUUUAAAUGCUCAGAGUGCGGAAAGAGAUUCAGCGUGAGUUCCAGUCUCCAAAAGCAUCAAAGAAUCCACACAGGGGAGAAACCUUUUGAAUGCUCAGAGUGUGGAAAGAGAUUCAGUCAGAGUGGCAAUCUUCAACAGCAUCAAAGAAUCCACACAGGAGAGAAACGUUUUGAAUGCUCCGAGUGCGGAAAGAGAUUCAGCGUGAGUUCCAGUCUCCAAAAGCAUCAAAGAACCCACACAGGGGAGAAACCUUUUGAAUGCUCAGAGUGUGGAAAGAGAUUCAUUCAGAGUGGCAAUCUUCAACAGCAUCGAAGAACCCACACAGGGGAGAAAUGUUUUGAAUUCUCAGACUGUGGAAAGAGAUUAAGUCAGAAUGGCACUCUUCAACAGCAUCAAAGAAUCCACAAAGGGGAGAAACCUUUUGAAUGCUCAGAGUGUGGAAAGAGAUUCAGUCAGAAUGGCCAUCUUCAGCAACAUCAAAGAAUCCACACAGGGGAAAAACCUUUUGAAUGCUCAGAGUGUGGAAAGAGAUUUAGUCGGAGUGACAGUCUUCAAGAACAUCAAAGAAUGCACUCAGGAGAGAAACCUUUUGAAUGCUCGGAGUGUGGAAAAAGA